Megalobrama amblycephala (Wuchang bream) is the source of this 1561-nucleotide messenger RNA. RefSeq lists its product as uncharacterized. Lineage: Eukaryota; Metazoa; Chordata; Actinopteri; Cypriniformes; Xenocyprididae. The transcript is spliced from 7 exons. The record is from RefSeq and is a predicted model, not a curated record. The coding region runs from base 286 to 1167 and encodes 293 amino acids.
UUCAACUGAGCAUCUUUUGUUUUAUAACGUAAACAAGUUAGAAGACGCCACCUCUUCAUAGGGGCAGAAAAAUAAAGAGUUAUUAAAAGUCCUAGGUAUAAUUCAGUAAAAAGGACGGACGAUAUUACUCUCUACGCAGAAAUAUUGCGUGAAUAUCGAGUUUAUAUUAUCACCUAGUGUGGAACAGCGACUCUAGCUAACUUUACAACGUGACAAGCGCAAUAUCAACAUUGUCAUAGCUUCAAAAAAACGAAAGAAUUUAAUAGUUUGUGCUUUUAAGAUAAAAUGCCGCUUUUGGGAGAUCACAAGAUCUUGCGUAUUUUGCUCAUUGUCCUUUCUCAGUUAGCUUACAUUGCUACUUUGAUUGUCAAUGCGCUCGCGGGAUCAGGAAAAGGUCCAUUCCAGCGCAGCACUGGAAAUAUAUCAGACAGAUAUUGGACAGAGAUCACUCCUGCAGGAUGGACCUUCUCUGUAUGGGGAGUCAUAUAUUCCUGGCUCUUCCUGAUGAACGUGUAUAUCCUAACUUCGUUCUGUAGAGGGUUGUACUCAAGUCCAGCAAUCCUGCCCUCUGAAUUCUUUCUCUCAUGGAUCAUCAACAUGAUUCUGAACAGCAUCUGGCUAGUCUUGUGGGAUAGAGAAUUGAUGAUCCCGGCACUGAUUGUUCUUGCCCUGAUUGCUUUCACCAACUACCUGCUGAUCUUCUUCUCUUGUAUUGGUUUACGGACUCAUGGAUCUUGGCUGAAACAGCACCACCCAAAAGAACUUAUCUGCAUCAUAGUGUUGGUUCAAAAUGGUAUUGCCACCUAUGCAACAUGGACAACCAUUGCCACACUGCUCAACUUCACUGUUGUGUUGAGCAUCGCAUCAGUUUCCCCAACAAAUGCUGCUACCGCUUCUUUAUGCAUACUUCUUUUGGAAGUAAUUAUAUGGUUUACAGUUGAAAACUUUCUAAUAGAGAAGCAUGUCCGUUACAUCCUUACCAUUUACCCUGUGAUUAUCUAUGCUCUAAUUGGAAGCCUGAGCAAGCAUUACGACGCAGAUGCACCAGGCCGGAACGCAGUCUUUUCAGUGGUGCUCCUUGUGUUGGCCUGUAUUGUGUUAGUGGUGCGGGUGGGUCUGGUGGUUUGGAGACACAGGACUCGGCCUCAUUUCUGUGAAGUUCUGUGAACCCUGAGGUGCUGAUGUCACCAAACAGCGGCACUGAUAAGUAACCAAAUAUCAUAAGCACAUGUGUUUCACAUGAAAUAUGAAAGAUGACGUGCCCUGAAUGAUAACCCUUCCAGGUGUGCAGUACCUGCAUGAAUGUGUUUCAGCUGGGGCAGGUGCUUUGAAAGAAAAUUUGCAUGAAACUGUAGCAAUUUUGUAUUCUGAGCUUGAGCCUGGCCAUAUCUAGGAUACUAAUUGUGCCUUACAUUAUGAGGUAUUCUGCUCUGUAUUAUACACUACCAUUCAAAAGUUUGGAGUUGAUAAGAUUUUUGAAUGUUUCUGAAAGAAGUGUCUCUGCAUUUAUUUGAUCAAAGCACACUAACAACAGUAAUAUUGUGAAAUAUUAUUACAAUAU